ACAAUCCGACCUUACCCGUACUUCCUCUUCAACGCGCCAUCAAGACAGGGUAAAUCUUACCCACACAGGACGCUUUUUUGGGUGUCGAGUAGAUGAUUUCAAUGGAAACUCGCGGUUUGGCUCUCUGAACCCACUUGAAACGCCUAGAAACCCUGCUUAUUUCCUGCACGAUACUCGCGAUGACAGCGAUUUGACCAGUCGCCGGAAUUGGCGCACUCGCUUCCCUAGCACUGCAGGCUAUCGACGUGAUUUCAGGGAUCGCCGCUCUCCCGGAUCUCCAGAUAGGAAUUUCUCGACACGCAACGAUUCGCCCGGGCAUCUAUACGGUGAUCCUGACACCGGUCGCUGGCGACAUGAUAAAUUUGAACAAUUGGAACGCGAAGGUGAUCAUUCAGUAGAUAUGCCAAAAGCAGCACCCAAACCGGUUCCUGCUCCCAAACCGAUUUUAUGGUCAACUAUCGGAAAGGAAAUCGUAAAUGGAGAGUCGAAGGAGGUGCCAAAGAAUUCCGGACAUACCUACACACCCAACCGAUCUCCUCCGCAUAUGGACGACAGGACUCGUUCAGGGAAAGCCUUUGCAGUUAACGCGAAAAAGAACUUUGUUCCUCGCGGGUCGUAUGAAGCGGAGGAUGUCCGUAUCGACAUGGAACCAGUAUUGGAUGAGAGUUAAUUUGGUGCAUCAAUUCGCGCUUACCUGUUUACCAAUAUCGUCCUUUUGUACAAAAUUUGCGUCGUUUGGAUGCUUUGCUUCUGCCUAUUUGGUUAUUCCAUAUGCAUAUGCACCUGUGUGGACUGCACAGUGACAUCUUGUACACCCGUUACACUGGACUCCGAUAAACGUCAUUUUUCAGAACCCCUUUUACUUUCUAGCUAGCAGACUUCAAUGAAGCUCUUUGGACCAGCCGUCCCGUGCGGCUUAAGAUACUUCUCAUUGAUUGGGGCUCCGCAUAAUGCGAAGGUGUGGCGCAGCUGAGAAGCCCCAGUCGUGUAACUCUUUCCUCUAUAUGUGGAAGCUGCCUGGUUGUAUACGACUUUAACAAUCAGAUUUUCAUUCUUAUCAUCUGAUCUCGACGCGAUCUUGGUAACUCAAACUAUUUUCCAUCCCAUCCCGUUGUUCAUUAAUAGCUGCGAACCUUGAG
Messenger RNA from Dicrocoelium dendriticum, 1139 nucleotides. The record is from the annotation of a GenBank genome assembly. NCBI's taxonomy places the organism in Eukaryota, Metazoa, Platyhelminthes, Trematoda, Plagiorchiida, Dicrocoeliidae.